Halichondria panicea is the source of this 896-nucleotide messenger RNA. RefSeq names its product V-type proton ATPase 21 kDa proteolipid subunit c''-like. The record is from RefSeq and is a predicted model, not a curated record. Gene Ontology annotation, cellular component: proton-transporting V-type ATPase, V0 domain; membrane. Gene Ontology annotation, biological process: proton transmembrane transport. Bases 111 to 737 code for a protein of 208 amino acids. Gene Ontology annotation, molecular function: proton-transporting ATPase activity, rotational mechanism. Lineage: Eukaryota; Metazoa; Porifera; Demospongiae; Suberitida; Halichondriidae. The transcript has a single exon.
CUUAUCAUGUGAUAAGGAGCUCACAAAAUAUGCAGUGAGGAUUUCAUCAGUAAAGAAGCUGUUUUUUGAAUUGAUCACUAGAUAUAUACGAUCACCUUCUACUAACCAAGAUGCUGUGUGGAGCUCACCACCAGAUACUCUACUACCUUCUCAUAUUCACACUUGUGUCUGUGGCCCUCUACUACAAUCUCACUGGACUAGGCAGCAGAAUCGACUUUGGGGAGUUCCUAGGAGGUACCUCGCCUUACCUGUGGUCUGGCCUGGGAGCGGGACUAGCUGUAUCACUGUCUAUAGUGGGAGCAGCAUGGGGCAUAUUUCUGACUGGAUCUAGUAUUUUGGGUGCUGGAGUCAAGGCUCCAAGAAUCAAGACUCGUAAUCUCAUAUCAAUCAUAUUCUGUGAAGCUGUGGCCAUCUAUGGUAUUAUUAUAGCCAUUAUUAUGGUGCAAAAGAUCUCUCAAGUAUCGGAUGAGAAGCUGUAUGAUGGAAACGGUAGCUACUCUAGUUCUGCUGUGUUCUCUGGGUUCAGUCUGUUCGGAGCAGGUCUCACUGUAGGCCUCACUAACAUCGCAUGUGGUCUGUCUGUUGGGCUGGUGGGUAGUGGUGCUGCUCUGGCUGAUGCUCAAGAUGGUGCUCUCUUUGUCAAGAUUCUUAUUAUUGAGAUCUUUGCAAGUGCCAUUGGAUUGUUUGGAGUCAUUAUUGGAAUUAUUCAAGCCACUAAAGCGUCAUUUGACCAGUGAUAUAUAAUUAAUUAUGUGUGUAACUAUGUGAACAGUCGUUUGUGUACUAGGUCUUAUUGUAUGUUGUUCUUAAGUGGCUCUCAUUGUUUAUCACCUUUGUCUGUGUGAUAGAAAUAUGUGCUGUGAAUGGUCUUUGCCAUUAUGACACCUUAAAAUGAA